AUGCCCGCCGCUAGGCCCCGUGCCGCGCGACCCUCGCGCUCCGGGGAGGUAGCAGGACGCGAACAGGCCGAGGGAGGGCGCCGCUCAUGCCUCACGUCCCCAGCUCCCGCGUCAACCCGCCCUCGGCCCGCAGCUGGCAACGCCUCGCACGUCGUAUCGGGAAGUGUAGUCCAAAACACCAAGGCACUGCUCGUCACUCCAGUUCUGAUCCGCUCCUGUACCAGGGGUCUAAUCAGGCCUGUGUCUGCCUCCCUCUUGAGUAGACCAGAGGCCCCAUCUACACAGCCUUUCUGCAGCAGCUCCCCUCUCCAUGUGGCCAGAUGGGAAUUCCAGACCAGUGUUGUUUCCCGGGACAUUGACACAGCUGCCAAGUUUAUUGGUGCCAGGGCUGCCAUAGUUGGUGUGGCUGGCUCCAGGGCUGGCAUUGGAACAGUGUUUGGUAGCUUGAUUAUUGGCUAUGCCAGAAACUUGUCUCUCAAGCAACAGCUCUUCUCCUAUGCCAUUCUGGGAUUUGCCCUGUCUGAGGCCAUGGGGCUCUUCUAUUCAAUGGUUGCCUUCCUAGUCCCCUUCGCCAUUCUGGGAUUUGCCCUGUCUGAGGCCAUGGGGCUCUUCUAUUCAAUGGUUGCCUUCCUAGUCCCCUUCGCCAUGUGA
Messenger RNA from Alexandromys fortis (reed vole), 651 nucleotides. RefSeq names its product ATP synthase F(0) complex subunit C1, mitochondrial-like. NCBI's taxonomy places the organism in Eukaryota, Metazoa, Chordata, Mammalia, Rodentia, Cricetidae. The transcript has 2 exons. Gene Ontology annotation, molecular function: proton transmembrane transporter activity. The record is from RefSeq and is a predicted model, not a curated record. The coding region runs from base 1 to 651 and encodes 216 amino acids. Gene Ontology annotation, biological process: proton transmembrane transport; proton motive force-driven ATP synthesis.